This is a messenger RNA of Nicotiana attenuata, 698 nucleotides long. Its product is annotated as pathogenesis-related protein 1B. The transcript has a single exon. Lineage: Eukaryota; Viridiplantae; Streptophyta; Magnoliopsida; Solanales; Solanaceae. The record is from RefSeq and is a predicted model, not a curated record. Bases 55 to 537 code for a protein of 160 amino acids. Gene Ontology annotation, cellular component: extracellular region.
CAUUCAAAAUACAACAGUUCUCCUAUAGUCGUGGGAUUUGUUCUCUUUUCACAAAUGCCUUCAUUUCUUCUUGUCUCUACACUUCUCUUAUUCCUAAUAAUGUCCCACUCUUCUCAUGCCCAAAAUUCUCAACAAGACUAUUUGGAUGCCCAUAACACAGCUCGUGCAGACGUAGGCGUAGAACCUUUGACCUGGGACGACCAGGUGGCAGCCUAUGCGCAAAAUUAUACUUCCCAAUUGGCUGCAGAUUGUAACCUCGUACAUUCUCAUGGUCAAUAUGGCGAAAACCUAGCUGAGGGAAGUGGCGAUUUUAUGACGGCUGCUAAGGCCGUUGAGAUGUGGGUCGAUGAGAAACAGUAUUAUGACCAUGACUCAAAUACUUGUGCACAAGGACAGGUGUGUGGACACUAUACUCAGGUGGUUUGGCGUAACUCGGUUCGUGUUGGAUGUGCUAGGGUUCAGUGUAACAAUGGAGGAUAUGUUGUCUCUUGCAACUACGAUCCUCCAGGUAAUGUUAUAGGCCAAAGUCCAUACUAAAAUGAUGUCCAUUUAAUUUCACGUUAUAUGUAUUGACUUCUGCUUGAUAUAUAUCAAGAACUUAAAUAAUUAAGUAUAGAGUGGAGUACUAUAUUUGUAAUCCUCUGAAGUGGCUAUAUAAUAAGAUCAAGAGGUCUUUAAUUAAGGGGGAAAAUUAUGAA